Molecule: messenger RNA, 1354 nt
Organism: Sphaeroforma arctica JP610
Lineage: Eukaryota; Ichthyosporea; Ichthyophonida
Exons: 9
Molecular function (GO): FAD binding
Source: RefSeq, a predicted model, not a curated record
UUUGUUCGCAAGCACGAUACAGUGUUGUGUAUUGCUGGCGGCUACCAUUCUGCAUCAUGCAUGAAAACGGGCACCCUGGUGAUGGACAUGUUCGACCUCGAUCAAGUAGACCUCAACGUGGAGGCGCUGACAGUCAAAGUCGGCGCUGGCUGCAAAUUGGGUCAAAUUGACGAGAAGCUCGUAGAGCAUGGUUUGGGUGGUGUGUGGGGCACCAACAGUGACACAGGCAUUGCAGGUCUGACCUUGGCCGGGGGAUUGGGAUGGCUGACGGCGAUGCAUGGUUUCGGCGUCGAUAAUAUGAUUGAGGUCGAAAUGGUUUUGCCAAACGGGGAAUUCAUCACAGUCAACGAUGAUAACGAAUAUUCUGAUCUGAUGGUUGGGUUGAGGGGUGCUGGGGUGUACUUUGGAGUGGUUACCAGCUUCAAAUUCAAAGUACACCAUGUGGGCGAUGUCUUGGGAGGUCUGGUGGUUUCUCUGUGCCCUACUCAGGCAUCGGCCGUUGAGCUAGUAGACGCCAUGGUCAAGCACGUGCAAGCCACACCAAACACACUCGGCGCAAUGCUUGUGUUGCCAGCCGGUGCUCCGGUUGUUCCCCAAGUAUGGGUUGAUUUUUCCGGGAAGAAACUCGAGGAGAAUGAGGAUUUGCAAAAGGCGGUUAAGCUGGGGGGAUGGAUCAAUGUCAAGAACACUGUGGACAAAUGUAACUUUGCGCAUGACGUGCAGACACUCACGGAUCCUAUGACUCUAGGGGGUGAUAAGUACAUGGGUGUUUUCGGACUAAAAAGUUUACCCCUCGAGGCCGUGGAGCUGCUCGUCAAAGAAUCGCGCGAGCAUGGCAUGAUCAAAGGCUGCGGCGGUGCUUUCAUCGUGCAAUUUCUAAAGGGCGAGGCGUAUGACAAGGAUUUCAGUGCAAAGUCGUGCGUGCCUUUCCGUGACGCCAUUGCUUGGGCGGUGUGUGUUGCUGAAUGGACUGGCUACGACGAAAAUGGCCUGAAGCGAGAAUCUUGUAAGGGAUGGGUUCAUAGAACCAAGAAAACUCUUCAACCGUGGCUGCUCGAAACCGCUCAUGCCGUGGAAGCUGACGACUGUGUUCGGGUUUAUACGAAGGAUAUUCUUACCACGGUCAAGACUCUGAUCGAGAAGUACAAUCCUGAUAGGGUCGUUCGAGGUCACAAGAAAGCAUUCGGUAUUGGUCUAGACGAUUGAACGGACAGCGGGUCCUCGACAGUAGACCUGGCUAUCAUCGCCUAAUAAUUAAAAAUAGAAUUCGGGCAUGUAUUACUUCUAGACAAACACUUCAGCUUUGAUUAGCGUGCCGCUUAGUUAUGUUGUAUGCACAAGUUUGCGAAACACU